Messenger RNA from Dovyalis caffra, 2034 nucleotides. Lineage: Eukaryota; Viridiplantae; Streptophyta; Magnoliopsida; Malpighiales; Salicaceae. The record is from the annotation of a GenBank genome assembly.
AUGCCGCAACGUGAACGAGAGGAAAUGACCGACUCCGGUUACAGUACGGUGAUAGUAGGAGUUAAGCUUGACUCAGCUAGUAGAGAGUUGUUGACUUGGGCUUUAGUCAAAGUGGCUCAACCUGGAGAUACGGUUAUUGCUCUUCAUGUUCUUGGUAAUAAUGAAAUCGUGGAUCGUGAAGGAAAAUCUCCGCUUCUAUCGCUUUUUAAAGCUUUUGACUCUGUUCUUGCUGUUUAUGAAGGUUUCUGCAACUUGAAACAGGUGGAUCUCAAGCUCAAGAUAUGCAGAGGUUCGUCAAUUCGGAAAAUUAUAGUCAGGGAAGCAAAAUCUUAUUCAGCAACAAAGGUUAUAGUUGGAGCUGCUAGGAAUCGCUCUUCAAUUUGGUCAUCAACAUCUAUGGCCAAGUAUUGUGCUAAAAAGCUACCAAAGGAUUGUUCUGUUCUUGCUGUCAAUAAUGGGAAAGUUGUGUUUCAAAGGGAGCGCUCUCCAAACAAUAAUGUAGUAACCAGUUGUGCAGUUGUUGCAGGAACGAAAGAUCAUGAUCAGAAUGGUAUGCUUAGUGUUGUUCACAGGAAGAAUUCAUUUGAGAAGGCUUCUAGAGUAGUAAAUGAAGGUGGUGACAAUGUGGCCUCUAAGAAAGAUCAGGAUAAUGACAAUGAUCAGGAUAAUGACCGGACUUUGGAGCAGGUGUUAAUGAAAGCUCGUUCGAAUAGUUUGGAAGGUAUCAUGAAAGAGAAUUGCUCAGUCUGUGGAUCAGCUACAAAAUCUGCUGAUGCUUCCUGUAAUCGAUCUGCAGAAGCAUCUUGUGGUGACAGUGGCGGUGAUGAGAAGUCAUUAGCGCUAGUUCCGGUACCAAGGGUAGAGGAACCCACGAGUUCAGUUUCCACAUUAAUUAGAAAGGUGCCUGAAUUGAAACCUGGUUGGCCACUACUCCGUCGUGCAGUUUUACCAGAUCGAAAAGCAUCAGAUAGAUCUUUAGUGAGGCAGAUCUCUGUUGUUCAGUGGGCAAUGAGGUUGCCCAGCAGGCAACUCACAUUAUCCACUGUCAAUUCGGAUCACAAACAGGACGGUUCUGAUAAGGGUGAAGAGCAAUUGAAUUUGGAUGGAGAAAGUGGUGCGAUUGUUGCAGUUGGAAUGGAGACAGCGACAACUCUGCCUUCUUCUGACCACAAUUCAAGAAAUCCAGCAAAAGAAUUGGAGGGUCUCCAUGAGAAAUACUCAGCAACUUGCAGAUUGUUUCAGUACCAAGAACUUCUCUCAGCCACAUCCAACUUUUUGGCUGAAAAUUUGAUUGGGAAAGGGGGCAGCAGUCAGGUUUAUAAAGGUUGUCUUCCUGACGGCAAGGAACUUGCUGUGAAAAUCUUAAAGCCAUCUGAAGAUAUACUGAAGGAGUUUGUUCUGGAAAUUGAGAUUAUCACUACCUUGCAUCACAAGAACAUUAUUUCUCUCUUGGGGUUCUGUUUUGAGGACAAAAAUCUUCUCUUAGUUUACGAGUUCCUAUCAAGAGGAAGUCUUGAAGAGAACCUUCAUGUUCUGAAGCUUUUCUGGUAUUCUCAGCUCUCUGAUUUUGGACUUGCUAAAUGGGCACCAACCUCUUCAUCUCAUAAAAUCUGCACUGAUGUUGCUGGAACUUUUGGGUGCGCAAAACCAAUCCUAAAUGGUGGAAAGGUUUCCCAAUUGUUAGACCCAAGCUUGGGUGAUAGCUAUGAUCGUGAUCAGAUGGAAAGGAUGGUUUUAGCUGCCACUCUCUGUGUAAGACGUGCCCCACGAGCUAGGCCUCAAAUGAGCCUUGUUGCGAAGCUCCUCCUAGGUGAUGCGGAAGUGACCAAGUGGGCAAGACUACAAGUUAAUGCUGUAGAAGAAUCUGACGUGUUGGAUGAUGAAGCAUGUCCACUUUCUAAUCUGCAGUCCCAUCUUAACCUUGCAUUGCUAGAUGUUGAGGAUGAUUCGCUCUCCUUGAGCAGCAUUGAGCAGAGUAUAUCAUUGGAGGAUUACUUGCAAGGCAGGUGGAGCCGCUCAUCAAGCUUAGACUAA